AUAUGGAUGAUAUUGAUAGAGUUAACGAAUAUGUUGAAUAUUAUAGAGGGCUGUUUAAAGAAGUAAAUAAAAUUAACAUCGAAAUGCAAAGAAUCAAUGAAGAAGAAAAAUUAUUUAAAUUUCCUGAAACUGAGUUUCCUAAAGUAGUUGAAUUACAAGAAAUAAUUAUCCCAUUUCAUGACCUUAUUUACAUUGUUCACCAAUGGAGGAAAGACAAUACCAUAUGGUUGGAUGGACCAUUUGAGUGGUUGGAUGCUAUUGUUAUAAGAAAGAAAACAUUAAACUACUUUGAAACGAUUACUGAAAUGAGCAAAACAUUCAAAGCAAAGAUUAAAAUGGAUCUGACAGCAAACAAAUGUUUCAAAUUUUCUGGUAUUGCAGACGAUCCAGAUCCUAUGCAACAACCAGCUCCAUUAAAAUUAUGCUGGCAAGCUCUCAAUGAUAUAAGUGAUUUUAAAAACUAUUUACCAUUGAUAGUAUGCAUGUGUAAUCUAGCUCUUCGAAAGUGUCACUGGAUGGAAAUGUCUGCAAUAAAUACUACUUUAUUGCAUCCCAAUUAUAAAAUAUUUAUAGAAACUCUUGAAACAAUAUGUGAAUCUAGAAAUCUACAUAUUCAUGAUGAUUUUAAAUUAAAAAUUAUACAAGCAUUUGAGUUACUGUAUAUUCAUCAAGCAGUGAUGUUUGUUGGUGACCCAUUUGUAGGGAAAACAGAAAUUGUAAGUGUUCUGAAGGAUGUUUUAAUAUCCUUACACAAUCAAGGUAUAGAAUAUGGAGUUGAUGUAAAGUUAGAAACUAUAAUUCCAGGAAUAUCAAAUAUUGAUCAACUCUACGGUCAUUUUGAUGAAAAAUCCAAAAUCUGGAAAGAUGGAAUAUGCUCUCAAGUUUUUCGCUCUUUAUCAGAUCAAUCUUUCGAGAAAAAGUGGAUAGUAUUUGAUGCACCAUUAAAAGAUGUGUGGGUCGAAAGUUUAUAUACAGUUUUGGAUACAAACAAAGUAUUACAUUUAACAUCAGGUGAAAAAAUUUAUAUAACAGAUUCAAUAUCUAUUAUUUUUGAAACUACAAGUAUUGUUGAAGCUUCUCCUGCUAUGUUAUCAAGAUGUGGAGUAAUUUAUAUUGAAUCACAGUCUCUUCAUUGGAGAUCAUAUGUUAAAACACACAUUUAUAAUCACAAUGUUUACAAUGGAUAUGAAGAAACAUUAUAUUCAUUAAUCGAUUGGACAAUUGAUCCUGUUCUAGAGUUUAUACAAAGGCAUUGUACUCUAACUUUAAUUGUGAAGCAUUUACACUGUAUAAUAUCAACAUUAAAUUUGCUUGAAAUGUAUUUGAGGGAUGCUCACACAGAAAGUACUGAAGAAAAGGGGAAAGCAAAUCACUUUAUAAUAUGGAUGCAAGCUGCGCUUAUAUUGUCUAUUAUGUGGGGAUUAGGAGGAAAUUUAAAUAUGGAUUCUCACAUUAAAUUGAAUUCCUUCUGUGUGUCACUUUGGAGUGGAAAAAAUGAAGAGUUUCCAAAACCCAAAACAAUAAAAAAUUUUGAUGUGACAUUACCUCACGAAGGUUUAAUACAAGAUAACUUUUAUAUUUUUAAAGGUAGUGGAAAUUGGAAAUAUUGGGGUGACUUAUUAAAAACUGUUAAGACGAUAGAGAUACCUGAUACCAAUGAGAUUUUUGUACCAACAGUCAAUAGUUUAAAAUAUAAUCAUUUGCUAUUAAAACAUAUUAAAUUUAAAAAACCUUUCCUUAUUUGUGGAAAUGCAUCUACUGGGAAGACUUUUUUAAUAAAAAAUUUAUUAAACAACGAACUAGCCAAAGAUAAAUAUUUGAUCAAUUUGUUUAGCUUUACUUCCAUGGAUGCUGUGUUAAGAACACAGAAGAUGCUGCUCUCUAAAUUAAAUAAAAUCAAAACAGGUCACUAUGGCCCUCCAAAAAAUCAAAUCUGCAUCAACUUCAUUGAUGAUCUUUGUAUAGAAACACAUGAUGGUGAAUCUGAAAUAAAUAAAAUUCUAGAACUUCUACGACAAUACCACAGUCAUGGAUAUUUCUAUAAUGUUAAUGAACCUGAAAAAAUAUUUAUUCACGACACCAUAUUCUCUCUUGCUGUUAUAGGAAAUGAUUUAAUUGAGAUAUGUCCUAGGUUUUUACGAUAUUUCAAUUUAUACAGCAUUUAUGCUUUGUCUUCAGAUACAAUAUUUAGAAUAUUUUCAAAUGUACUCUUUAUCAACUUUAAAAAGAAUCUUUUUGCAGCAGAUGUCUUAACUAGUGUAACUAGUAUAACAAAUGCUACAAUUGAUGUUUAUAGUUCAGUAAUAAAAAACCUACUGCCAAUACCUGCGAAAUUUCAAUAUCAGUUUAGCAUGAGAGAUGUAGGUAAAGUAAUUAAUGGCUGUAGUCUUCUUCAAAAGGAAUCAGUGGAAACAAAAGUUACUUUCAUCCGAAUCUGGGCUCAUGAAGUGUGGCGUAACUUUGGUGAUCGGAUAUUGGAUAACAAUGACAAAGAAUAUCUUUUCUUACAGAUUAGAGAAACCACUAAACGUCAUUUCAAAGACUCAUUUGAAACAGCCUUUGACUACCUGCCAAAGUCUAAAAACAAUCAGAUUACAAAGGAGUCCUUUAACGAUUUAGUAUUUAGCAAUUUUAUGGAUACAAUAGAAAAAGAUAAAAAUAAAAACUAUGAAGAGAUAACUUCUAUGGAAAAGUUAAGAAAUAAACUUCUUUUUUAUCUAAAUGGAUAUAAUACAAAUUUUAAAAAACAAAUUGAUAUUGCUAUAACACAAUAUGUGUUAGAAAGUCUCAUUAAAAUUACAAGAAUUUUAAUUAUACCAGGAGGUAAUUUAUUGAUGAUUUCCAAUAUAGGAUCUGGUAGAAAAUCUAUAACAAGUCUUGCAGCUUUUAUAAAUCAGCAAGAAUUGUUUGAGCCAUCUUCUUGUAGCCUUGAUUUAUGGAGAAAUGAUUUAAAAAGAGUUUUACAAAAGUGUGGUACUUCGAGGGAAAGUCUUACAUUUUUUAUAAAGGAAAAACAAAUAUCAGAUACCUUUCUUUGUGAUAUCAAGAGUUUGUUGGUUACUGGUGAAAUACCUGAUUUAUUUUCUACCAAAGAGAGAUAUGAUAUUAUUGAAAUGGUACGUUUGUAUGCUCAAGGAGGAAACAAAAAUGCAGAAAUAAGUACUCGUGCUGUGAUGAAUUAUUUUUUGGAACAAUGUAAAAGUAAUUUGCACAUAAUUAUAUGCUUUAACUCAACAAGCAAAUUAAUUAGAUCAUAUUUAUACAAAUAUCCGGAGCUGGUAAAGUAUUGUACAAUGAGUUUCCACAACACUUGGCCAAUAAGUGCAUUUAAGCAAAUAGGUUUAAAAUAUAUUCAAGAUACUAAUGUCCAAGAAAAUAUGAAAAAAAAUAUAAUCACGACUUGCAUAAAAUUGUACGACAGUGCACAAGAAAUAAGUAAUGAAUACUUUAAAGAAACGUCCAAAAUAAAUCAUGUCACAUUAUUAGCUUUCUUACACAUGUUGAAAUUAUACUCAUAUCAAGUAUCAAAAAAACAGAAAAAUAUUAUUGUUACAAGAAACAGGUAUUUAGCAGGUUUAGAAAAAUUGGAAUUAGCAGCACAACAGGUAGAGAAGAUGAAAGCUACAUUGAUAAUGUUAAAACCACAAUUAGAAAUAUCUGCUCAGCAAACUGUAACUACUAUGAAGGAAGUGGAGAAUGAAAAUAUCAGUGUAGAAGGAGCUACUAUACUUGUGCAGCAAGAAGAAGAAAUAGCAAAUAAAAAAGCAGGAAUAGCUGGUAAGUUGAAAGUGGAAUGUGAAGCUGAUCUGGCUGUAGCAAUUCCAAUUCUAGAAGAUGCUGUUGCUGCAUUGAAUACACUAAAGCCUACAGAUAUUACACUUGUAAAAGCCAUGAAAAAUCCUCCUGACACUGUCAAGCUAGUAAUGGCAGCAGUCUGUGUUAUGCUUGAUGUAGCACCUGAUAAACCUAUUGAUCCAGUUACUGGGAAAAAGUACACAGACUACUGGGGUCCAAGCAAGCGUAUUUUAGGUGACAUGAAUUUUUUACAGAAUUUAAAAGAUUAUGAUAAAGACAACAUUCCAUCAAAUAUUAUGCAAAUCAUUAAAAAAACGUAUAUAUCAGAUAACAGCUUUAAACCUCAUAUUGUUGCUAAAGCAUCAAGUGCUGCAGAAGGCCUCUGCAAAUGGGUCAGAGCAAUGGUAUCUUAUGAUGAAGUUGCAAAAGCAGUUGCACCUAAAAAGGAAAAACUUUUUGCUGCACAAAAGGAAUGCGACGAAGCUGAAGCUUUUUUAAACGAGAAACGUAAAACACUUUCUGAGUUGAAUGCAAAACUUGCAGCGCUAAACAACAGUCUUCAAGAAACAUUGCAACAAAAAGUAAAACUCGAGAAUGAAGUAGAAGAUUGUACCAAUAAGCUUAAUAAGGCAGAGAAAUUAAUUGCAAGUUUGGGAGGUGAAAAAGAUCGCUGGAUGCAAUGUGCAGAAUACUUACAAGAAAAUUAUAAUAAUCUUGUUGGAAAUAUGAUACUAUCAUGUGGAAUAAUAAGUUACACAGCAUCCUACACUACUAUUUUGCGGGAUAAGAUUGUGGGAUAUUGGAAACAAUAUAUUGAAGAUUUAAAAAUACCAUUCACUGCUGACUACAAUCUAAUAAAUAUACUUGGUGAAGAGAAUGAAAUUAACCAUUGGUAUCUUUGUGGUUUACCUAAACAUAGAUUUUCAAUUGAAAAUGCAAUUAUUAUGAGUAAUUCUGAACUGUGGUGUUUAUUCAUUGAUUCGCAGAAUCAAGCAAAUCAAUGGAUCAAAACUAUUGAAAAACAAAAUGAUCUUAAAACUAUUAAAUUCACUAAUUUAGAUUAUGCAUCAGUUAUUCAAUCUAGUGUUGAAAAUGGAAAUCCAGUGUUAAUUGAAAAUGUAGGAGAAAAUUUAGAAACAAUGUUAGAUGCUUUUCUUAAGGACAAAAUUUAUAAUGAUGGAAAUAUUUCGUAUUUGGUCAUAAAUCAGAAUAUUAUAAAAUAUUCGCCAAAUUUUCGGUUGUAUAUUACAACACGAUUAUUAAAUCCACAAUAUUCACCUGAAGUAUUCAGUAAAUUCACUGUAAUUGAUUUUUCCAUUCCAAACGAAGCUCUUCAAGAUAGACUCCUCGAUCUCGUAAUUUUUAAGGAAAAACCAGAACUUCAGGAAAAAUUUGAAAUACUGCAUAUGGAAGAUGUUAAUAAUAAAAAAAUAUUGAAACAACAAGAAGACAAUAUUUUAUGCACCUUAUCUUCAACAACCACUAAUAUUCUUGAAGAUGAGAAUGCAAUAAAAACUUUGGACUUCUCCAAAAAUCUUUCUUUAAAUAUAAUUAAAAAACAAGAGAUAACAAAAUUAAUGUCUCAAGAGAUCAGCAGAUUUCGAGAUGCUUAUACACAGUUUGUUAAAUACUGUGUAGAUUUGUUCAAUACACUUAUUGCUCUGACAUGCUUGAAUAAUAUGUAUUGUUUUUCUUUUACAUGGUUCAUGCAGUUAUAUAUUAGAUCUAUUGAGACCUCGAAUAGAAGUAUUAUUCUUGAAAAGAGAUUAGCAUAUUUAAAAUCUUCAUUUACUCAAAGCCUUCAUGCAAGCAUUUGUAGAUCCUUAUCAGAGAAGCAUAAGAUACUGUGCUCAUUCUUAUUAUGCUCUAAAAUAUUAUUAGAUGAUAAGCAAGUCACAAAAGAAGAGAUUAAGUAUUUUAUGUAUUCAAACUCCAGACAUAUUGAAAUCAUUCCUGAUAGUAAACCUAGUUGGUUACCACAAAAUAUUUGGAUAAAUAUUUGGGAUGUUCAGAAUACCUUAUUAACUUUUAAUGGUCUAGUAGAAGAUUUUUGCUACAAUGAAAUAGCAUGGAAACAAUAUUUCACUUCUGAAACACUUCAAAAUCAGUUAUUACCAAAGCCUUGGAUAGACAAAUCUUCUUUUCAAAAACUCAUACUUACUAAAACUUUAAAACCUGAUAAAAUUAUAUUGCAAAUAAUAGAAAUAAUAGAAGAUAUAUUAGGAAACACACAAGGCUACUCUCCACAAUUUAAAGUGUCUCAAUCGUAUGCAGACUCCAAUUGUUUAACCCCUAUUUUAUUCAUUUUACCAAGUUGUUCAUCACCUUUAUCUCUUAUUUCUACACUCGCAAAAAGAAAGGGUUAUUUGUCAAAGUUUAUCUCUCUGUCUAUGAGCAGAGGUCAAGAAGAAAAAGCUGAAUACCUUCUAAAAAGAGCUCAGACUGAAGGCAAUUGGGUGUUUUUACAAAAUUGUCAUUUAGUACCUCAUUGGAUGUUAGAGCUUGAAAGAAUCUGUGAAAAUUGCAACAUCUCCAAUACAUCUCUGGGUUUUCGAUUAUGGUUGUCCAGUUAUCCUAUUAAAGAGUUUCCAAUUAGUAUCUUGCAUAAUAGCGUAAAGAUAUCACAUGAUUAUCCAUUGAAUAUUAAGGAAAUAUUGUUAAAUAUUUAUCAGUCCGAACCUGUAGUAAAUAAUGACUUUUAUGAAGGAUGUCCAGGAAAAGAUAAAGUUUUCUCUAAACUGCUAUUUAGUUUAUCUCUAUUUCACGUGAUUGUAGAAGAGAGAAAACGCUUUGGUAUUCAAGGAUGGAAUAUACCAUACGAUUUUGAUUAUUCUGAUUUUUAUAUAUCUGCCAUGCAAAUGCAAAGCUUUAUAAAUGGUGCUGAUUAUACACCUUUUGAUAUUAUUCAAUACUUUAUUGGAGAAUGUAAUUAUGGAGGAAAAAUAAUGAAUAAUCUUGAUAAAAGAGGACUGCUGCAUCUAUUUAAUGAUUACUGCAAUUUAGAGAUAUUUAAAAAUGAGAGAGCAGAGUUGAUGCCACAAAGAUGUGAAUAUAUCCAUGUGAUUAAAUACAUUGAAGAAAUGCCUUCUGAUUUAUCUUCCAAAGUUUUUGGAUUCAGUAAAAAUGGAGCUAUAAUUCGAGAUACAAUGAUGGGUACUGAAUUCUUGUCAUUCAUCUCAAUCAUGAAUCCUAUUGAUCAUUUAUUAAAUGAUCAAUUGCCUCAAGAUCAAAUAUUACUUUUAAUCAGUGAUAUAACUGAUAAAUUGCAGGAUUCAUUUGAAAUUGAUCACUUGGAAGAGAAUGAGUCUUCUCUGCUUCAAGAACCUUUGAAUAGGGUUCUUUUGUGUGAAGCAAAGUUAUUGAAACAUACUUUAACAGUUCUAAUUCGAACAUUAAAUAGUUUAAAAUUGGCAUUUGAAGGAUCUCUUCCAUUUACUGAUUCUUUACAGACAACCUCAGAAAGGAUAUACAAAAAUAAAAUUCCUCAUAUCUGGAAAAAUAUGAAAAAUAAUAAUAUAACAGACAAUUUAGGAUAUUACGUUGAUAAUUUAAUGAAACGCAUACAUUUUCUUAAACAGUGGAUGAAUGAAGGCUGUCCUAGUAUUAUUUGGCUUGAUGCAUUAUUUUUUGCUAAAAUGUUCUUCUCUACAAUUUCAUCAACUUUUUCUAAAAAAUACAAUAUACCUAUUGAAGAGAUUGAGCUUGAAUUUAAAAUUAUGAACGGAGGAACUGAUACAGAAAAUGUUGAUGCAUACUUUAUUCGUGGUUUACAUUUAUCUGGAGCUCGGUGGAACACCGAAAAAAAUAUAUUAACCGAAACAUUUAAAUACAUUUAUUGGCAGGAUAUGCCACCUAUAUGUGUUACAUUUUCACGUAAUAAAAAAGAUAUGGAUAAUGUGUAUCAAUGCCCUGUAUAUGUAACUGCCGCCCAAUGUGCUGAUAAAAGUAUUAAAAGUAUAUCAAAUAAUUAUAUAAUUAAUAUACCAUUAAUAACAGAUCGAAAUAGGUCAUAUUGGGUAAAAUGUGGUACAGCUUUAUACUGUCACAAUUCAUAACAGAGUUGAGCAUUAAUCGAUUAAAAUUGUUUAUUUUAUGUCAUUAUAUCAUUA
Messenger RNA from Megalopta genalis, 7904 nucleotides. NCBI's taxonomy places the organism in Eukaryota, Metazoa, Arthropoda, Insecta, Hymenoptera, Halictidae. The record is from RefSeq and is a predicted model, not a curated record.